CUCACUGCCCGUCCCUCCUCGCCUCAGUCUCCUCGGUCCUCUCCCAGGGAAGAGGACCGGCGGAAGCACCUCUCUCGAGUCUUAGGCUGCGGAACCUAAGACUCAGCGAGAGGAGCCCAGGAGGAGACAGACCUUUCCCCUCUUUUCCCAUCCCUUCUUCUUGCUCAGAGAGGCAAGCAAGGCGCGGAGCUGUAGAAAGUUCUUAAGUGGUCAGGAAGGUAGGUGCUUCCCUUUUUCUCCUCACAAGGAGGUGAGGCUGGGACCUCCGGGCCAGCUUCUCACCUCAUAGGGUGUACCUUUCCCGGCUCCAGCAGCCAAUGCGCUUUGGAGCCGCUCUCUGCAGAGCCAGAGGGCAGGUCGGCUUCUUGGUGUGCGCCUAAGAGGAUGGAUCGGAGGUCCCGGGCUCAUCAGUGGCGCCGAGCUCGCCAUAAUUACAACGACCUGUGCCCGCCCAUAGGCCGCCGGGCAGCCACCGCGCUCCUCUGGCUCUCCUGCUCCAUCGCGCUCCUCCGCGCCCUUGCCACCUCCAACGCCCGUGCCCAGCAGCGCGCGGCUGCCCAGCAGCGCCGGAGCUUCCUUAACGCCCACCACCGCUCCGGCGCCCAGGUAUUCCCUGAGUCCCCCGAAUCGGAAUCUGACUACGAGCACGAGGAGGCAGACCUUGAGCUGUCCCUUCCCGAGUGCCUAGAGUACGAGGAAGAGUUCGACUACGAGACCGAGAGCGAGACCGAGUCCGAAAUCGAGUCCGAGACCGACUUCGAGACCGAGCCUGAGACCGCCCCCACCACUGAGCCCGAGACCGAGCCGGAAGACGAGCGCGGCCCGGUGGUGCCCAAGCACUCCACCUUCGGCCAGUCCCUCACCGACAGCCAGUCUCUCACCCAGCGCCUGCACGCUCUCAAGUUGCGAAGCCCCGACGCCUCCCCAAGUCGCGCGCCGCCCAGCACUCAGGAGCCCCAGAGCCCCAGCGAGGGGGAGGAGCUCAAGCCCGAGGACAAAGAUCCAAGGGCCCCCGAAGAGUCUGAGGAGCCCAAGAAGGAGAAGCAGCGGCGUCGCUGCAAGCCUAAGAAGCCCACCCGCCGUGACGCGUCCCCGGAGUCCCCUUCCAAAAAGGGACCCAUCCCCAUCCGGCGUCACUAAUGGAGGACGCCGUCCAGAUUCUCCUUGUUUUCAUGGAUUCAGGUGCUGGAGAAUCUGGUAAAAGCACCAUUGUGAAGCAGAUGAGGAUCCUGCAUGUUAAUGGGUUUAAUGGAGAGGGCGGCGAAGAGGACCCGCAGGCUGCAAGGAGCAACAGCGAUGGUGAGAAGGCAACCAAAGUGCAGGACAUCAAAAACAACCUGAAAGAGGCAAUCGAAACCAUUGUGGCCGCCAUGAGCAACCUGGUGCCCCCCGUGGAGCUGGCCAACCCCGAGAACCAGUUCAGAGUGGACUACAUUCUGAGUGUGAUGAACGUGCCUGACUUUGACUUCCCUCCCGAAUUCUACGAGCAUGCCAAGGCUCUGUGGGAGGACGAAGGAGUACGUGCCUGCUAUGAACGCUCCAACGAGUACCAGCUGAUUGACUGCGCCCAGUACUUCCUGGACAAGAUCGAUGUGAUCAAGCAGGCUGACUAUGUGCCGAGCGACCAGGACCUGCUUCGCUGCCGUGUCCUGACUUCUGGAAUCUUCGAGACCAAGUUCCAGGUGGACAAAGUCAACUUCCACAUGUUUGACGUGGGUGGCCAGCGUGAUGAACGCCGCAAGUGGAUCCAGUGCUUCAACGAUGUGACUGCCAUCAUCUUCGUGGUGGCCAGCAGCAGCUACAACAUGGUCAUCCGGGAGGACAACCAGACCAACCGCCUGCAGGAGGCUCUGAACCUCUUCAAGAGCAUCUGGAACAACAGAUGGCUGCGCACCAUCUCUGUGAUUCUGUUCCUCAACAAGCAAGAUCUGCUCGCUGAGAAAGUCCUUGCUGGGAAAUCGAAGAUUGAGGACUACUUUCCAGAAUUUGCUCGCUACACUACUCCUGAGGAUGCUACUCCCGAGCCCGGAGAGGACCCACGCGUGACCCGGGCCAAGUACUUCAUUCGAGAUGAGUUUCUGAGGAUCAGCACUGCCAGUGGAGAUGGGCGUCACUACUGCUACCCUCACUUCACCUGCGCUGUGGACACUGAGAACAUCCGCCGUGUGUUCAACGACUGCCGUGACAUCAUUCAGCGCAUGCACCUUCGUCAGUACGAGCUGCUCUAAGAAGGGAACCCCCAAAUUUAAUUAAAGCCUUAAGCACAAUUAAUUAAAAGUGAAACGUAAUUGUACAAGCAGUUAAUCACCCACCAUAGGGCAUGAUUAACAAAGCAACCUUUCCCUUCCCCCAAGUGAUUUUGCGAAACCCCCUUUUCCCUUCAGCUUGCUUAGAUGUUCCAAAUUUAGAAAGCUUAAGGCGGCCUACAGAAAAAGGAGAAAAGGCCACAGAAGUUCCCUCUGACUUUCAAUAAAAAUAAAUAAAACAACAGCAGCAAACAAAUAAAAUGAAAUAAAAGAAACAAAUGAAAUAAAUAUUGUGUUGUGCAGCAUUAAAAAAAAUCAAAAUAAAAAUUAAAUGUGAGCAAAGAA
Molecule: messenger RNA, 2591 nt
Organism: Cercocebus atys (sooty mangabey)
Lineage: Eukaryota; Metazoa; Chordata; Mammalia; Primates; Cercopithecidae
Product: guanine nucleotide-binding protein G(s) subunit alpha
Exons: 13
Coding region: 1140-2228 (362 amino acids)
Biological process (GO): sensory perception of chemical stimulus; adenylate cyclase-activating dopamine receptor signaling pathway
Cellular component (GO): heterotrimeric G-protein complex
Molecular function (GO): beta-2 adrenergic receptor binding; insulin-like growth factor receptor binding; GTPase activity
Source: RefSeq, a predicted model, not a curated record